AUGUUUUCUUCUUUUUAUCUGAUUUCAUUCCUUCAUUUAAUCGAAUUUUAUUCUUCUUUCUUUUAUAGAUUUCAUUUUCUUUUAUUCUGUAGUUAUCCACUUACUUUCUUCAUCCUUUUUUUUGUUCUUACAUUUUUUUGUAAAAAUCAUUUAUAUAUUCAUUUAUUUACUUUCUUUUAUGUCAUGUCUACAUUUCGGUUGAUUUUUUUGUAUUUCUUUCUUUCAUUCUUUCUUUGUUUCUAUGUUUAUUUUUCUUUCUUUCUAUAUUUCUUUCUUUCUUUUCCUAAUGUGUUAUUUCUAUUUAUCCCUCUAUAUCUGUCAGUGUAUUCCUACAUUUUUCUUUCUUUCUUUCUUUCUUUCUUUAUUUCUUUCUUUAUUUAUUUAUUUAUUUAUUUAUUUAUUUAUCUUCCUAAUGUGUUAUUUCUAUUUAUCCCUCUAUAUAUGUCAGUGUACUUCCUACAUUUUUUCUUUCUUUCUAUCUUUCUUUCUUUCUUUCUUUCUUUUCUCAAUCAUUUUUUUUUCAAUAUCUUCUUCGUGGAUAUCACUAUCUAUCUAUCUAUCUAUCUAUCUAUCUAUCAUCUAUCUCUAUCUAUCGGUGAAACCUCAUAUCUAUCUAUCUAUCUAUCUAUCUAUCUAUCUAUCUAUCAAAGAAGGGAUAUCUAUCUAUCUAUCUAUAUUAUAUCUAUCUAUCUAUCUAUCUAUCUAUCUAUCUAUCUAUCUAUCUCUCUAUAUAUAUAUAUAUAA
This is a messenger RNA of Acanthosepion pharaonis, 744 nucleotides long. The record is from the annotation of a GenBank genome assembly. Lineage: Eukaryota; Metazoa; Mollusca; Cephalopoda; Sepiida; Sepiidae.